Pneumocystis jirovecii RU7 is the source of this 960-nucleotide messenger RNA. RefSeq names its product phosphatidylinositol N-acetylglucosaminyltransferase. Gene Ontology annotation, cellular component: membrane; glycosylphosphatidylinositol-N-acetylglucosaminyltransferase (GPI-GnT) complex. Bases 1 to 960 code for a protein of 319 amino acids. The transcript is spliced from 6 exons. The record is from RefSeq and is a predicted model, not a curated record. Lineage: Eukaryota; Fungi; Ascomycota; Pneumocystomycetes; Pneumocystales; Pneumocystaceae. Gene Ontology annotation, biological process: GPI anchor biosynthetic process.
AUGAACAAAACCUUAUCACAGCAGUUUCCUGUUGUUAAAAAAGAUAUUCUCUAUAAGAAAACAGUUCUUCCACUGCACAGGAAAAGGAGAAGGCCCUGGAGAAAACUUCUUUGGGUUAAACAAGAUUAUCCUGAUAAUUGGGUUGAUAAAUCAUUUUUAAAAGAAUUACGACGCAACGUGAAUGUACGAUCCUAUGAUUUUUGGUCUCUUUUUGCAGAUAGUAUCGUUCUUACACAACAUCUUUCUAGUAUAGCUAUAUUCAUUUGUGUAUUCAUUGCAAUUUAUCAUGAACGCAUGUCACCUGCCAUUCUGGCUGGGAUAUCUACAGGUUUUACGAUUUUUUGUUAUAUUUUUUGGGAUCUGAGUGUAACUAAGUUCAAUUAUAAUCAAAAUGUUCGGAAUCGAAAAGAAAUAACAAAAUUUUCUAUAUUAAUUAUCCUUACUAUUUUCUGUAUUUCUCCUAUUUUAGAAUCUCUUACAAAAUCAACAACAUCUGAUUCAAUAUGGGCAAUGACAUUCUGUCUAUUUUUGGCUAACAUUUUUUUUCAUGACUAUUCUACAGCUGAAUGGGCCAAUAAAAAAUUUCCUGGUACUUUAUCUACCAAUGCGGGUAUGAUGGCAUCAGUUAUGCUUGCAUCACGUUUAACAUCAUAUAUUCAUGUUUUUUCAUUAAUGGUUUUUGCAGUUGAAUGGUUUGCUUUAUUUCCUAUUUUUCGACGUUAUCUUCGGCAAAAUUUUUCAUUUAUAAUUCAUCUUAUUUUAACUGUAUUUCUUCUUGCACUAGCUUCAAUAUUAAUUGCAUUGGAAAUAUCUUUUGUACUUACAUUGGUAUUUCUUUUUGGAUUUUUUUUCAUUUCUUUUGUAUGUCCAUUAUGGAUAAUAAGUCUUCAAAAAUAUAAAAGUGAAAUACAUGGUCCUUGGGAUAUUGCAAAACCAAAAUUAGGAAGCAGUUCAGGAUAA